Cyclopterus lumpus (lumpfish) is the source of this 2450-nucleotide messenger RNA. RefSeq names its product rhomboid domain containing 1 (gene rhbdd1). The transcript is spliced from 8 exons. Gene Ontology annotation, cellular component: membrane. The coding region runs from base 295 to 1266 and encodes 323 amino acids. Gene Ontology annotation, molecular function: serine-type endopeptidase activity. The record is from RefSeq and is a predicted model, not a curated record. Lineage: Eukaryota; Metazoa; Chordata; Actinopteri; Perciformes; Cyclopteridae.
GCUGUUAUUGUCACGUGAUAGCUGACUCGACGCUACAAACUGUUACAGAGUCGUGACUCGUAACUGCUAGAAAUGAUGAAAUAUUAAGAAACAAACUCUGCCUACGAGUGACUAAUAACUUGGUAUUCUUCUCGCAGCGUUAGAUCAUCUGACGCGGACUCGAUGUACACACUUUAAAACAGUCUAACAGUCUAACGUUACGGUUAACGUUAGCAUUAGCCGAAGCGUCACGGAAGGAGGAAAAGGGGCGUGCGCGCCUCCCGACAACCGACUGAACUCCGGUCUGUUUUCAGUAUGCGGAACCGGCAAAGGGGAUCCCAUCUGGGCCUGAUGCUCCUGGCCUCCCAGGUGUUUCAGAUGGGUCUGGACAACAUCCCCCCAGUCACUCUGGGCGUCCUGGGACUCAACGUGUACCUCUACCUGUUCCCUGCAGCUCCACUGAUGCAGGCCUGUGUGAGCGUCCAGCAGGCAUACUGGUUAAAAGACUGGCGCCGCCUUCUGCUGUCCCCGCUGCACCAUGCAGAUGAUUGGCACCUCUACUUCAACAUGUUGUCCUUCCUCUGGAAAGGCACCAAGCUGGAGCAACGGCUGGGCGGGCCCUGGUUCCUCUACCUGCUGUCAGUCUUCUCUCUGCUCACCGGAUUGGUCUAUCUGGUGUUGGAGGCCGCCUUGACAGAGCUGACCCAGGACCAGUCCUACAGCAUGGCCUGUGCUGUUGGCUUCUCAGGUGUCCUAUUUGCUCUGAAGGUGCUCAGUAACCAUUACCACCCAGGAGGUGCGAGCUACGUGAUGGGGUUCUCUGUAUCCAAUCGCUAUGUUAGCUGGGUGGAGCUAGUGCUGAUCCACAUAACAUCACCCGGGACCUCUUUCGUCGGCCACCUGGCGGGUAUCCUGGUGGGUCUGCUCUACACUGCUGGACCACUGAAGGCUGUCAUGAAGAAAUGUGCAGGGUUUGUGACAUUGAAUGGAUACAACUCCCGGUCGAAUGCGCACUACGGCUCUUCAGGCUCUUCGGGCUACAGCGGCUCUGGAGGAGCAUACUCAGGUUACCAUCAGUCUCCACCAGAAUACACAUCAAAUCCUCCAGCGUCUUACUCAGGGGGACUGACGGAGGAGGAGCAGUUGGAGGCGGCUAUCAGAAACAGUCUGAAUGACGGAGGACAACCCAGACAGAGAGGAGCUCCUCCUCCUUAUGGUUUCCAGCGCUCUCAGGAGGCGACAGCUGAGGACAUCAGGUUGAGGAGACUUAGGAGGUUCGACAGCUGAACAGCCGGCCCACCGGAGGGGAAGAAGAAGGUGUUGUAGGUGCCAAGAGAGGAGCUCUCUCCUGAAGCCUGCUCCACAAUUCUGCUACACAGACUGACACUUGACCAGCUCUUGUGUUGGGCCUCUUUACCAAAGAGCUAAUGGUAGCUAUGGAAAGCUACUGAAUAGCUGUGAAUAACUAAAGAGUUCAAGGGCUUAUGAGCAGGUUAGCGUUGGGGCGUGUCUGAUGAUGCUGAAGCAGCACAAAGUGAAUGGGCCCUUGUUUUGAUUUUCUGUUGUUCCACCACUUGAGGGGGCAAUUUUUCUUCUUUUUCUCCAACCAAGCCACAUUAGACCAGGUGUAGAUAUAAAUUCUGUAUUUUAAUUUGUCAAACCUGUGAAAUCGAAUUUUAUUGGAGAUGGAUAUGCCAAUAAAAAUAUUUGUUGUCUUUUUGGUGAGAUGUUAAAUCUAACCCAUACAGUAUUUACUUUGAGCUGCGGGUCCCCGCUGAGCAGUGCUAAACAAGUUAUUGACAAAAUGAAUUACCCCAAAAUAUUUAAUGCCUCGUAUUACUUCUAUUAGUCAUUUCAUCUACUUUUCUUCUUUUCUUUUUUGCAACUGUACCACCGUACUACUUUGACCUUUCCAAAAGGUCACCCAGCAAGAGGGACACCAGCUCUAAGCAAAGUUCCCAAACGUGUCAAAGAAGUACAUCGCUGGCUCCGUUUCCCCCAAAGCCCUGAGGCAUGAUGGGAAGUAGGACAGCUUAGAUUAGAGGCAAGAAAAUCCAAAUUGAGCGUUUUUGUUUAGAUCUUUUUUCUUUAAUGCUGGCUAGAAACCAACAUGAGUGUUAAAUCCAUUGUGGUGGCGACAAUCUGAAGCGUUUCUGUUCAUUUAUCUCUUCAGAUGUUUUUGUUGUCAUCACAUAGCAACCAAAACCAACAUAUUGGUGCUUUUUAAAAAAAUUCAAAACAGUUUGCAGUUCCAUUGUUGGAUGUUAACGGAGUGAUUUGUGUAUUCAGCGCUCCACUGCUCGCACUCAUUCAACGGUUUACACGCUGCCCACCAAAGUAUACGGAAUUUUUACUAUAUUUUCUACAAGCAGACUGGGGAUAUUGUGUUUAUACAUAUAUAUUGUUGUACUUUACCUGUAGCUGAUCAUUUAAAUAAUGUCCACACAACAAUAAAAGAGGUGGGAACAACA